This is a messenger RNA of Apis mellifera (honey bee), 2566 nucleotides long. RefSeq names its product alpha-tocopherol transfer protein-like. The transcript has 5 exons. The record is from RefSeq and is a predicted model, not a curated record. Bases 496 to 1416 code for a protein of 306 amino acids. Gene Ontology annotation, cellular component: membrane. Gene Ontology annotation, molecular function: phosphatidylinositol bisphosphate binding. NCBI's taxonomy places the organism in Eukaryota, Metazoa, Arthropoda, Insecta, Hymenoptera, Apidae.
UUGCUGAAACUCGAUAAACCAGUGUAACCAGCGUAUGUGGAUAAGGUAGUGAAUCGAGUUUGCGAAAUUAUUCCCGAGUUUGUUUCCGAGCUGGAAUGGUAGGGGGGUACGAUUAUGAGCGCUUAAAGGAGAACGCACGGCUUCGUUAAAUGAAUUCUGCGAAGUUAGCAGAGUAGUCCGGUAGCGAACCGCCUUCGUCCGACCGAGUGAGUCACACGAUCGUGACAAAAUCGCCCGGCUCGUCGUGAUGAUUGCUCGGCUCGUCUGCGCGAGUGGAUUAAAAAAGUGAGGCGUGCGCGAUCGGUAACAGCGAUGCGAGCGAACUGAACGCGACACUUUGGCCGAAUUUGUAAUUAGAUUCUCCGCCGGUGAGAUAGAAAACGGUGUGAGCCCCGUCGCGUGUGCGUGCAUGCGUGCGUGCGUGCGUGCGUGUGUUUGUUUGCGUUCGCGAGUCGAGAAUAACAACAAGGAGGAAGAAAAAAGAAGAAGAAAGAUAUGGAAGUGGAAAGAACUACGUUGACCGAAUGGGAUAAAAUUCCUUCCAUCAAAGUCGGCGACUUCACGCUCGAGGUCGAAUUUGGGCCGCCUUGCAAGGAGUUGCAGGAGAUAGCGAAGAAUGAACUUCGAGAGACGCCUGAACUUCAGCAGGAUGCGAUCGCCCGGCUCAGGGAAUUGCUGAAAGCCGAGACAAAUUUGAAAUGCCCCGUGGAGAACGACGCAUGGCUCGUCCGAUUUCUCAGGCCGUGCAAAUAUUACCCGGAAUCGGCGUUGAAUCUGGUGAAGAAUUACUACAAUUUCAAGGUGAAGCACUCGAACGUGUACGAGAACUUGAAGCCGAGCAAGGAGAAGAACAUAUUCGAGCAAAACAUCUUGUCGGUGUUGCCUAAUCGGGAUCAGAACGGGCGCAGGAUACUGUUGAUAGAGUUGGGGAAGAAGUGGAAGCACAACAAGUGCAGCCUCGACGAGGUGUUCAAGGGUUGCGUUCUCUACGUGGAGGCGGCCAUGCUGGAGCCGGCCACCCAGAUAGCGGGCGCCAUAGUCAUCUUCGACAUGGACGGGCUCACUCUUCAACAGGCUUGGCAAUUCACUCCCGCGUUCGCCAAAAGGAUAGUGGAUUGGUUGCAGGACGCCGUCCCGCUCAGAAUAAAGAAUAUACACGUCGUUAAUCAGCCGUACGUGUUUAACAUGGUGUUCGCGUUGUUCAAACCGUUCCUCAGGGAUAAAUUGAAGAACAGGCUGAUCUUCCAUGGCACGGAUCGGAAAUCAUUGCACCAAUACAUCUCGCCUAAAUGUUUGCCAGCCUGUUACGGUGGAAACUUGCAACUCCCUCGUAUAACAGGCACGCAGUGGUUGGAAUUGUUGUUAUUAUGCGACAAAGAAUACGAUGCAAUCAAUUCGUACGGUUAUAAGAAAUAAUUCAACCGCUUGUAAAAAGAGGGAUCAUAUAUCCGAGGAUAUCUCAACUUUUCUUCUUCUUCUUCUUCUUUUUUUUUUCUUUUUUUUUUUGCGAAACUCUGUCGGCUGUGGAUUUUUCCUCUUCGUUAACACGCUGGAUCUGGAUUCAGCGCAUAGCCUACUUAGUUAUCUAUCUGAUUGUUAUAAGCGGGGUCUAUCAUUAGCUAGUUUGACCUUUUUAAUAAUAUUAUUGCAAUAAUUUAAAUUAUACGAUUAAAUUGAACAACAAACGGUACUUUUUACGAGAGCAGUGGAAAAAGAAGCGCAAACUUUUUCCAAAUUGUUGUAUUUGUCCAUAUUAUUAUACACGAAUUAGGAUUAGAAUUAGAAUAUUAUUAUAGCGAGAGAGAGAGAGAGAAAAUGAAUGAAUGAGUGAGUGAGAGUGAGAGAGAUUCUUCUAAGGGAUUUUUAUAUAUAAAAUUAUAUUUUAUAAAUUAAUAGAUAAUUUUGUACGAAAUAAUUUUAUUAUUUAUAAUAUUAUUUUUGUAUUACUUUAAUGUUACUUAUCAUACGUUUCUUCUUUUUCUUUUUCUUUUUUUUUUCUCUGUUAAUAGAUGAAAUCGAUUCGAAAUUUAUUAUCAUAAUAUAACUUGAUAAUUUAGAAAAGGGUUUGAAAAAGGCCUUCUUCAGAAGUUAUUACCAGCUGAUAUAUUUAAUAAAUUUGUAAAAACUUGUUGAUUAAUUUAUUAUGCAAGGACAAAGAGGUUUAUCUCAAGGGUAUACGCUUAUGAAAUAUAUACUUAAUUAAAAAAAAAUCCUGUUUACAUAUCCGUGAUUAUACACGAUAAUUGUAUCAAUUCUGUCACUAUUUCUCCCUGAAGUGGAACAUUUUUAUUAUUUCCAAUUAUUUUUCCAUCUAAAUAUUUCCUAAAUAUUAAAAUAUUUCUUUAUGUAAUUAAGUCAAUUGUGUGACAACAAACAAUCAAUAAUUGUUACAACGUGACGUAUAAUUUUGCGGAUUAAAAAAAAUAUAACUUUUAUCAAAAAGUAACGUCGAUUAAUUGUUUUAUUUUAUUAUUAUUAUUAUUACGCUCAAAGUCAAUUGCAAAAAUUUAUUUAUUGUAUCAGUAACAAAAAAAAAAAACAAAUACAAGCUAAUAUCGUUAUCAUA